AAAAAAACAAAGCGAUCAAUCCCUCUACUUGCAAUUAUUUCUUAAUUAACCCCAACCUCCACUACCUCCCAAAACAUUUCCAAUUUCUCCGGUCACGUGGCCUCCGCCAUCUCCCCCGAUUCCGAUCACGUGACCUCCGCAACACCACCAGAUCCAUCAAUCUUCGAUUCUUAGGAGAAAGAGAAAGAUCAAAUUUUGUCUUGAUAAUUUUGUUAUGGCAACGAGGAAUCGGACGUUGAUAUUUAGGAAGUACAGAGAUGCAUUAAAGAGCGUUAGGGUUCCGUCGAGCUUAUCGCCCUCGACAAGCUCCAGCGGAGGUGGUGGUGGCGGUCCGGUGAUCGAAUUGGCUAGCACCUCGCUUCUAAAUCCUAAUCGGAAAUAUACUCCUCUUAGUACUGAAGAUCCCGGUAAUUCAAGUAAAGGUGCACUUACAGUAGGUUUGCCACCAGCUUGGGUGGAUGUAUCUGAAGAAAUAUCGUCAAAUGUGCAACGUGCACGUAUGAAAAUGGUUGAGCUAGCAAAGGCUCAUGCCAAAGCAUUGAUGCCUUCAUUUGGUGAUGGUAAAGAAGAUCAACGCAUGAUUGAGGGUCUAACCCAAGAGAUAACUGGUCUUAUAAGGAAAUCAGAGAAGAAACUGCAAAGACUUGCUGCAGCUGGGCCUUCUGAGGAUUCAAACAUUAGAAAAAAUGUGCAGCGUUCCCUUGCUACUGACCUUCAGAACCUUUCAAUGGAACUUCGCAAGAAACAGUCAACAUACUUGCAGCGCCUCAGGCAACAAAAAGAGGGCCAGGACGGGGUUGAUUUAGAAAUGAACCUAAAUGGCGGUAGAUCUAUUAUAGAUGAUGACAAUUUGGAUGACAUGGUUUUUAAUGAGCAUCAGAUGGCCAAGAUGAAAAGGAGUGAAGCAUUCACUGUAGAAAGGGAAAGAGAGAUCCAACAGGCAAUUGAAUCAGUAAACGAGCUUGCUCAAAUUAUGAAGGACUUGUCAGUACUAGUAAUAGACCAGGGCACUAUUGUUGAUAGGAUAGACUACAACAUUCAGAAUGCAGCAACCACAGUUGAGGAGGGGCUUAAGCAACUGCAGAAGGCUGAGAGGACUCAGAAACGAGGGGGAAUGGUGAUGUGUGCCACAGUGCUCGUUAUCAUGUGCUUCAUCAUGUUGGUCCUCCUUGUCCUCAAGACGAUUGUCUUUUGACUGUGAGAACAGAUGUUACUGAAGAUUCUCUUUUGAUCUGUGAGCAUAGAUAUUCCUGAAGUUCACUCAUUCAUAGUGCUGACGCUCCCCUCCAAAAGUUACAUGCUUGUAGAUGGCUCUAUCUUGUCUUAUUGAAGAAUGCAAGAGCUCCAAAUUCCUUGAAUACACAUAACCAAAUUAACCGAUUACCCUUCUUAUAUUUCUGUUUUUUUCUCUCCAAAUUUUGUGGGAAAAGAGGGGAGAGUUCUGUACUUGGGAAUAAAUGUCCUCACGAUGUAUAGAGCUGAUACUGUUCGUUGUUCCUUUGUCAUGGAUCUGCUAAGUGAUUCUUUCGAAUUCUCAGGAGGUUGGAGCAUGGUGCUUCCAAAUCCAAUGCUGUGUAAUGAAGAGUGAGGCCUUUUAGUUGUUUGUAUCCAUUUUUGUUCAUGUAAUAUAAAAAAAAUGAAUCCA
Molecule: messenger RNA, 1645 nt
Organism: Populus trichocarpa (black cottonwood)
Lineage: Eukaryota; Viridiplantae; Streptophyta; Magnoliopsida; Malpighiales; Salicaceae
Product: syntaxin-43
Exons: 8
Coding region: 215-1195 (326 amino acids)
Biological process (GO): vesicle-mediated transport; intracellular protein transport; vesicle fusion
Cellular component (GO): SNARE complex; endomembrane system; membrane
Molecular function (GO): SNAP receptor activity; SNARE binding
Source: RefSeq, a predicted model, not a curated record